Messenger RNA from Brassica napus (rape), 3130 nucleotides. RefSeq names its product inactive TPR repeat-containing thioredoxin TTL3-like. The transcript is spliced from 4 exons. Gene Ontology annotation, cellular component: cytoplasm. NCBI's taxonomy places the organism in Eukaryota, Viridiplantae, Streptophyta, Magnoliopsida, Brassicales, Brassicaceae. The record is from RefSeq and is a predicted model, not a curated record. The coding region runs from base 951 to 2699 and encodes 582 amino acids. Gene Ontology annotation, molecular function: protein binding.
ACACAUACUAAUCUCAUGGUUUACUAAAAUUGGUUUUAAUGUUAAACUGGAUUAUUAGUCUAGCACUUUGUGAGUGUUACAGAAAAAAAGUCUAGCACUUUGUGUUACAAAAUUAAGAGCUAGAUAAAAAGGCUCCAUAUAACAUGAAGAGAAAAGGAAAUGUAUAGAAAGGUUUAUGAGUUUUGACAUCAGAGAUAAAAGAGCUUAAACAACUACGCAUUACUCAAUCAACCUUCAUAAUGAUGUCAACAGGAAUAACAUUUAUCGAUGCAAAGAUUUUACAUUUCCUUCGCGCCAAAUGCUGUAAAUCAUGAUAGAAUGCAUCAGGUAACUCUAUAUAUUAAUUUUUAUUAUCUUAAUACCAUAUUUUUGAGCUUGAUUACUACUAUUUCACCAAGAUAUUUGAUAUUAUGCUUUCACAACGAUACGUAAAAUAGAAUCAGGUCGAGAAAAACUCGGACUUCUUUUUGUUAGGACGUCUCACAUUUUCUUUCUAAAUAUUGACUAAACAACGCUUCUCUUACAAAAUCAACAGGCGAUAGCCAUAGAAAAAAAAAAGUAAACGAAGAGCCAAAAAAAGAGGGAAAAAUCAAGAAUUGUCAGAGAGAAAAGAACAGAAGACAAACCCCCACCAUCAAAAUUCCAUUGACAAAUUGACAUCGAUUUUUGAAGAGAAACCAAAAUAUCAUUCUUCUUUUUUCUUUGUCUUAAUCUUAACCUAGUUUGAUCAAAAAGUUUGAUGACAAUGCCAUUUUGUGUAAAGUUACUGAUUCAAGAAGAGAACACGCAACAACAAAAAGCUUCCUCCCUCUCCUCUCCUCUCUUCUCUUAACAUUGAUGACCUUCUUUUCUUCAUAAUACCGUAUAUUUCUAUCUUCCUAUAUCAACCCUUUCCAGUGGUUUGAUUUAUUGUUCAUCGACGUAUUUUGUUCUAUCUAGCGGCCUACAAAAUGGCAGAAAGUCAGGUGAAGAAAAGGUGGCGUUGUGGAUUAUUGGGUCUUGUUGGUAGAUGUGGCUUAAGGUCCAAGAGAUCUACAGCUACAAAUGGUAGCCAUAAAAGCACAAUGAGCAGCAGCAACGCCUCCACAGCCUGCACCCCUAAUAUUCAGUUCACUAAAUCUCCCGGUAUCGAAUUAAACGCCAAAAAGCUUCAAGAACACAAAGUUUCACCUGAGCCGAUCCAGUUACCGGACCAGACACAAAGACCUAUUUCAAACCCCUCACCCAAUCAAAACCCUAAUAACCAACAUUUAGACAAUAACGGGCAUCAACAAGAGAGUAACAAUCUAGAGCCGGUCCAACAACAAGCGAGGAAGGUUCCAAAGGAAGCUAUCGGUUUAUCCGGUGAGCUAGAGAGUAUGAUCAUAGACAACCAGAAAGCCAAAGGGAUUAAUGGCUCUAUGGUUCGAGCAUCUUCAGGCAAUGUGAUGUUGUUUGGCAAUCUUGGGAACUUGAAGCAGCCUGGCACAGCAGCGGUUGGGAACCAAACCAAUGUUCAAAACAAAGAAGAAAGACAAACAUCAUCAGUUGCACCAACAUCGGUUUCAGAUAACCAAGAACAGUCAGGAACUUUGUGUAGGGAGGUAUCCACACGAAUGGAUCCAGAAACGUUAAAGACAAUGGGAAACGAAGAUUACAAGAACGGGAACUAUGUAGAGGCCUUAGCAUUGUAUGAUGCUGCUAUAGCCAUCGAUCCAAAGAAGGCUGCGUAUCGUAGCAACAAAAGCGCUGCAUUAGCAGCAUUGGGGAGGAUCCUUGAAGCAGUGUUUGAAUGUAAAGAAGCAAUACGAUUGGAGCCUCAUUACCAUAAAGCUCAACAUCGGUUGGCUUACUUGUACCUCAGGUUAGGAGAGGUGGAGAACUCGAUAUAUCAUUUCAAGCAUUCGGGUCCCGAAGCAGAUCAAGAAGACGUUUUAAAGGCCAAGACGGUACAGACACUUCUCAACAAAUGCACUGAAGCCAAAAGAUUGCGUGAUUGGAACACUCUUAUCAAAGAAACGGAAAACACCAUAGGUUCAGGAGCUGAUGCAGCUCCUCAUGUAUAUGCAUUGCAAGCAGAGGCUUUUCUAAAGAGCUUAAGACAUCAAGAGGCCGAUGAUGCUAUGUCUAGAUGUCCGGUUUUGGAUGUGGAAAUGAGCACAAAAUAUUACGGACCGAUCAGUUCCGCUGGUUUCUUGGUCGUAUGGGCUCAGGUUCAUAUGUCUUCCGGAAGAUUUGGAGAAGCCGUUGAGGCGAUUCAACGAGCGAACAAGCUUGAUGGGAACAACAGGGAAGUAAGCAUGGUUCUCCGGCGUGCGCAGGCGGUUAUGGCUGCGCGGUCUAAAGGCAACGAUUACUUCAAAGCUGGACGGUUUCAAGAAGCUAGCGCAGCUUAUGGUGAAGGGUUAGACCAUGACUCGAGAAACUCAGUUUUGUUAUGUAACCGAGCAGCAUGUCUGUCCAAAAUGAGCAAGUUCGAUAGAGCGGUCGAGGAUUGCACUGCAGCACUCACCGUCCGUCCUGCGUACACCAAGGCUCGACUGAGAAGAGCUGAUUGUAACGCUAAGCUUGGGAAUUGGGAAUCGGCGAUUAGAGACUACGAGAUACUGAGUAAAGAGACACCGGAAGAUGAGGAAGUGAUCAGAGGAUUGUCGGAGGCUCAAGAGCAGCUUGUGAAAUGCCAAGGGCACCGUGAAAUGGAUCAGGAAGUUACUGACUGAGGAGAGUCUUGUUUUUUUUGGCCGUGAACUUUUAACUUCUAAUCGUUGUAAAUACAAACAGUUCGAGUACUAGUAACAAUAUAGAACAAAGAUUUUAAACUCGUACUUGAAUAUAUCUACUCCCAUAUGAUUAUUAUUUUAUUUUUUCUUCUCUAUUUUGCAUUUGCUUAUCUAAAAGCAUAUAUUUCUACAAACUUAGCCGACAUGAACAUGGAGAUGAUAAUAGAAUUGACAUGUAUUGGAUUACACAUGCACGACUUUAGAAUCUUGUCUGAGUAUAAUACCAAGUAGUAUGUUUCUUUUAUAUUUAACAAAAUUUUAUACUAUGAUAUUAUAACUAAAAGCACAAGAAUCAGGACAAUUAUAUAUUUUCUAAAUAUAUCACUACAAAAAUAAAUUAUAAAAAUUUAAGAGAAAUUUCCUUAGAUAGC